Eurytemora carolleeae is the source of this 573-nucleotide messenger RNA. RefSeq names its product transcription factor MafK. The record is from RefSeq and is a predicted model, not a curated record. NCBI's taxonomy places the organism in Eukaryota, Metazoa, Arthropoda, Copepoda, Calanoida, Temoridae. Bases 141 to 557 code for a protein of 138 amino acids. Gene Ontology annotation, molecular function: RNA polymerase II cis-regulatory region sequence-specific DNA binding; DNA-binding transcription factor activity, RNA polymerase II-specific. Gene Ontology annotation, cellular component: nucleus. Gene Ontology annotation, biological process: regulation of transcription by RNA polymerase II. The transcript has 4 exons.
GCGCAGCUGCAGCUGAUUUCUGAACACAGUCAAAUUGUUUAAUGACAAUGCAAGAGUACUACUUAGUGUUGUCUUUUCAGCCUUAGAUCACAGUUAAAUCCUAUAAUUCAAGGCGUUGGCUAUGCACGUUUGAAGGAAACAUGUCAAAUUUUGAAGAUGAGUUAAGGCCAGAUGCAGAGGCUUCGAGAGUCAUCAGCGAUGAGGAUUUAAUAAAUAUUGAAAUAAAAGAGCUGAACAAGAAAAUCAAAGAUCAGGGAGUAUCCAGAGAGCUCGCCAUUAGACUGAAGCAGAGACGCAGAACCCUGAAAAAUAGAAACUACGCUACGAGUUGCCGAGAAAAGAAAGACGCAGAGAUAUCUACUCUUGAAUCUGAGAGAAACCAUGAGCUGGAUGAGUUAAGGGACUUGGAGCAGGAGAACCAGAGGAUUCGGGAGCGUGUUGAAACAAUGCAGAGACAAUAUUCCAGAAUUAUUGAUUUUGCUCGAGAAAAUAAUCUUGAUGUUAGGAACGAGGAUCUUGAAUAUCCUUUCUCUCCGGAAGAACGGAUUUCUGACUAAAUAGUGAGAACUUUGU